Molecule: messenger RNA, 599 nt
Organism: Rhodamnia argentea
Lineage: Eukaryota; Viridiplantae; Streptophyta; Magnoliopsida; Myrtales; Myrtaceae
Product: ethylene-responsive transcription factor 2-like
Exons: 1
Coding region: 9-599 (196 amino acids)
Biological process (GO): regulation of DNA-templated transcription; ethylene-activated signaling pathway
Molecular function (GO): DNA-binding transcription factor activity; DNA binding
Source: RefSeq, a predicted model, not a curated record
GGUGGACGAUGCCUUUGGCUUCAAAUCAAGAGCUUGAUUUCGAAGUGACGACCAUUGAUUAUGACAAUGUUGGUCUGGCUUUGAGUCAAGAACUUGAUUUUGAAGUGACGACCAACGAUUAUGACGGCAUUGGUUUAGCAACGGAGAAGAAACUGAAGAAGGUGGAGCAGGAGGUAUCGGCACCGGUCGGGAAAACAUAUUACAAAGGAGUGAGAAGGCGGCCGUGGGGAAAGUAUGCGGCGGAGAUAAGGGACCCCAAAAAGAAUGGGGCGAGGAUUUGGCUCGGCACUUAUGAGAGACCCGAGGACGCGGCAUUGGCUUAUGACCGGGCAGCUUUUAAGAUGAGGGGGUCCAAGGCCAAGGUCAACUUCCCUCAUCUCAUCGGCUCGGCCGAGUACGAGCCUGUCAGAGUCAGCCGCAAGUGUUCGUCUGCCGAGCCUAGCUCGCCAUCCACAUCUAGCGAUGACGGCUCGGUGACGAGGAUGAAGAGGAGAAGGGGAGAGGUCAAUGUGGAUGCGGAAGUGGAUUUUGGAACUCCAGUACCCUUUCCCGUAAUGGAUAUGGGUUUUUGGAGUGGGGAUGAAAAAUUUUCACUUUGA